AGUAUGUUUUUCUUUCCAACAAAACAUGCCCUUGAUUUAUCUAAUCUAGUGUAGUCUGUACAUUAUUAUUAUUAUUCAAGUACUAUAUGCUUUUAGAUUUAUUAAUUAUAGCAUCACUGUCAAAAUUACAGGAUUAGUUUAUCGUAUGAAAGGGGGUUUGCAGACAAAAUCAGCAUUUAAGCCGUAGAUGGGGAUCUGAUUAUUUUAAUAAAACUUUGGGGUUUGGUUGGUAUUCUAAAUUUUUCUUAUGAUGUCAUGCGAAAGGAAAAUGAAAGAAAAAGUCCAUGGUUUUUUGUAGAAUAGAGAUCACAAAAGUUAGAACAGCUGGGCUUUACGUUCAGCGCUUGGUUUUGAAUAAAUCAAAAAUAAGGAAAAAAGCAAGGAUUGCUGAAUAUCAUUAGAAUCAAUCAUCAUAUUAUCAUCAUUAUUUUAGAUUAAAUCUCGAUGAUUUUUAAACCCUUGUACUCUUUGUCCGUCGUACUCCCAAGCAUGAACUUGAAAGAUGAUGAUUAGAAAAAAUAAAAACCAAACGCAACCCGCGGAUUAGACUAGUCUUGUUUGUCAAUUUUGCUUAGGAUUUGUGACCAACAAUCCGUGUCCCAGGUGUGCUCAUCGCAAACAUAUUUCACCGCGGAGACCAACAGUUGUUGAAUAGACACUAGAAAGGCAAGGUCUUUUGAAUUCUGGGAUUUGUGUUUCUUCUGCAAAGCAACCAGUUUGCUUUGCUGCAUUUGCUCAGUCAAGGAUCUGGGUUUUGCUUUCCAAGUGUUUUCUGACCUGAGUUUUAGUUCAAAACAGUGUUCCUGUGAUCGUGCUGGUGAAGCCCAUAUCAUCAACAGUUAGCCUGUUGUGCCUACGGGAAGCUUUCUGUGUUUUGAAGCAAGAGUGGUCUGUUUGGUAAAGUUUGGUGCUUGAAUAAGCUGGCACUUGAAAGUUGGGAAGUUUGGAUUUGCCUAGAAUUUCAAUUUGAUCAGCGACAACUAGUGGAAUUAUUGUUUUUUCUUUUGUUAGAUAUGGAUCAUGUAUAUCUUGUGAAGCUUUCGUUACAGGAUUCUUUUUUUCUAUGAGAUUGAACAAGAUUGUUGGUAUAUGUGAAGUUAUAGGAAUUGAUAGUGAACCAUCACUUUGAUUCGGUAACUAGAUUGAUGGCAACCACAUCGCCACCUCCAAAUUCCUCUCCUCCUGCUGUGUCACCACCUUCUGCUACCAAUCCACCGCCUCCACCAAGUACUCCCACUCCUCCACCUUCUAACAGUGCUCUACCACCUCAAAACUCUCCUCCUCCUGCACCUUCUACACAUGCCACGCCCCUCUGUCCAAUGCUACCACCUCCGCCUCUACCUCCUCCCCCAGCUUCGCCUCCAGUGACCUCGUCACCACCACCUCCUGCUGAAACUUCACCUCCACCCCCACUGGCCUCUAUCACCCCUCCUCGCCCCGCUGUUUCACCCGCUUCCCCUCCGUCCAAUUCCACUUCUCCGCCGCCAGCAUCACCACCACCAACUGCACCACGUAGUCCUCCACCACCUGCACCCAGGCCAUCACCCGGACCGCCACAAAAUUUAUCACCACCGCCAUCUACUCAACCACCUGCCGCUUCACCAUCACCACAACCACCACCACCUCGACAACCACCAUCUCCUCCGCCACCUACGAAUUCAUCAUCGCCACCUGUUAAUACACCAACACCAUCACAACCUCCCAAAAUUUCACCGCCACCACUAUCUCAAUCUCCACCGACAGUACACCCAAAUCCACCUCCACCAUCUUCUAUAUCUCCUUCUCCAACACCUCCUCCCUCAAAGCUUACACCACCCAAUUCUGAACCAACACCUUCACCUCCAAAUUCUACUUCAAGAUCAUCUUCACCACCAUCCGUAUUAAGACUAUCACCUCCUCCUCCUCCAUCCAAUAAUCCGACUGUGAAUGCUCCCAGUCCCAGUGCGCCAGAAAGCUCAGACUCUCUGGUAAUGAUGGCAUUGGUGUGGGGUGUAGUUGCUAUUGGUGUAGCUGUAGGGAUCAUAGUGCUUAGCCUCGUUGGGCUGGCUGUAUGGUGCUUGACGAAGCAGAAGAAGAAGCUUACUCGACUUAAUGGUGGUUAUGUUAUGCCGUCCCCACUUGGCUCUUCCCCCAGAUCAGAUUCAUUCUUUACGAAGACACACUCCUCAGCUCCUCUUAUUGGAAGUAGUUCUGGAAGUGAUUUUGUGCAUUCACCGCCUCUGAUGCCAGAACCUGGCGGUUUAGGCAAUUCAAGGUCAUUGUAUACAUAUGAAGAAUUAGCCAAGGCCACAAAUGGAUUUUCAGAGCAAAAUCUUUUGGGUGAAGGUGGAUUUGGAGCUGUUUAUAAAGGGUUCUUACUAGAUGGAAGAGAAGUGGCAGUAAAGCAGUUAAAAAUUGGUGGGGGGCAGGGAGAGCGAGAAUUUAAAGCUGAGGUUGCAAUUAUUAGUCGCAUACACCAUCGUCAUUUGGUUUCACUUGUGGGUUACUGCAUCUCUGAGAAUCGAAGAUUGCUCAUAUAUGAAUAUGUCCCUAAUAAUACCCUUUAUUUCCAUCUUCAUGGAGAAUGUAGGGGUGUUCUGGAUUGGGCAACACGUGUUAAAAUUGCUGCAGGCGCUGCUCGUGGGAUAGCUUAUCUCCAUGAGGACUGUCAUCCUCGUAUAAUUCACAGGGAUAUCAAGUCAUCAAACAUUCUUUUAGAUAACAACUUUGAAGCUCGGGUUUCGGACUUUGGACUUGCCAAGUUAGCUCUGGAUGCAAAUACACAUGUAACUACACGUGUUAUGGGAACUUUCGGAUACAUGGCCCCUGAAUAUGCAUCAAGUGGUAAAUUGACUGAGAAAUCUGACGUGUUUUCUUUUGGAGUCGUGCUUUUGGAGCUAAUUACUGGACGGAAGCCUGUAGAUGCAUCUCAACCCCUCGGAGAUGAAAGUCUAGUUGAAUGGGCCCGGCCUUUGCUGAAUCAUGCACUGGAUAGUGAGGAAUUUGAGGGUUUGUCAGACCCAAAGCUUGGCAGAAACUAUGUUGAAAGUGAAAUGUUUCGGAUGAUUGAGGCUGCUGCAGCUUGUGUGCGGCAUUCAGCUGCGAAAAGACCACGAAUGGGACAGGUUGUGAGAGCUUUUGAUAGUUUGGCCACAUCAGAUCUAACCAAUGGAAUGAGAGUGGGUGAAAGCGAGGUAUAUAACUCUGCGCAGCAAUCUGAAGAAAUCAGAUGGUUUCAGAGGAUGGCUUUUGGUAGUCAAAAUUAUAGUACAGAUUAUUUUAGCGAGAAUAGCGGGGGUAGUUGAAGAAGAACAUGGUAAAUAUUGAGAGGCCAUUUCAUCUUAAACCCGGGGGGUUUGCAAGCUGAGCUGGACUUCAAUUCAAAUUAACGACGGAGGUUUUCAGCUGAAACAUACUAAUUUGUCCAUCUCUGGAAAUUGACAACACCAGAUGAGAGACAAUUUUUAGACCCUCCAAAAGCUUUCAACAUGUAUCAUUUAUGUAUUUUCUCCCCCUUUCGGCCAUUCUACUGAAAUUCUUUUGGCUUGUAAUUAGUCCAUGCCAGUUUUGUUCCAACCAAUGGACGUUGGGGUUAUAAUAAAGCUUGUUUUCAAAUUUUCCCUCAAAAUACCAGCAGAUAA
This is a messenger RNA of Theobroma umbraticum, 3620 nucleotides long. Its product is annotated as proline-rich receptor-like protein kinase PERK9. The record is from RefSeq and is a predicted model, not a curated record. NCBI's taxonomy places the organism in Eukaryota, Viridiplantae, Streptophyta, Magnoliopsida, Malvales, Malvaceae. Gene Ontology annotation, molecular function: ATP binding; protein kinase activity. Gene Ontology annotation, biological process: protein phosphorylation.